AUGUAUAGACAAAUACCUUUAUCUGUUGCGUUCAGUAGUGAAAACCCUGACGUCAAAAUAAAGGGGAACAGAGUAACGUUUAAGUUUCCAACAGACUGGAUUGUGAACAUAAAUGAAGAGAAGUACAUUGGCAUAACAUCUAUGUAUAUAACACGUGCUUUCAGAAAGGUUGACUUUAUACUUCAAGUCGAGAUAGAAAAUGACGAACAGUCUUUAAGCGCCCAAAACAUUCACAUAUACAAAUACUUUAAAGACGAUACUCUUAUAUACGAAAAAAAGAGAUCUGACAUUGUGUCAGAUCUCAGUAAAAGUGACAUUUACAUGUCAAAAAAAUAG
Messenger RNA from Trichomonas vaginalis G3, 336 nucleotides. RefSeq lists its product as uncharacterized. The transcript has a single exon. Bases 1 to 336 code for a protein of 111 amino acids. The record is from RefSeq and is a predicted model, not a curated record. Lineage: Eukaryota; Parabasalia; Trichomonadida; Trichomonadidae.